CAAAGAUUGACUGACAAGCACUAAUCGGACUGUUUGUCCACACAGACCGAUAAGGGUAAAAGCUGACGGGGUCUGGCGCGCGCCGCUUGUACCUGUCGCGCCAUGGCCGCAUGCAAAGCAUCCAUCCUCCUCUGCUCACUUUUGUGCGCAGGCACUGCCAGUUUUUUAGAUGAAUACAUAAAAAUGGAGGGCGGUAAGAUUUACUCUGAUAUGAAAAAGGAGUACCACGCAGAGACAGCCUUUGAAUGUGCACUAAAGUGCAAUGAAGAACACGAUUUUACUUGCAGGUCCUUUUUGUACAUUGAGAUGGUUGAAAAAUGUACAACGGUAUCAACAAACUCAAAGAUGGAAACGGUACAGCAUGACUUUAUUACAGUGAUGUACGAAAAGAAAGAGUAUUUGGCCGAGUGCAAAAAUGGCGUCGGAUCAGAUUACAGAGGGUCGAUUUCCAAAACGAAGUCUGGCAAGACCUGCCAGAGAUGGAAUUUGAAUUACCCACAUAAAACAGGCAUUUCACCAUUAACACACCCAGACUCCAACCUGGAGUACAACUUCUGCAGAAACCCCGAUGGAGACAGUAAUGGUCCUUGGUGCUACACGACGGACCCAGACACGCGAUGGGAGCACUGCAACAUCAGGGACUGCAGUGUUAGCGUUGUUGUGACUGGCCCGGAGGAAUGCAUGCACUGCAGCGGAGAUGAUUAUCAAGGGAGAACCUCGACGACUGAGAACGGCUAUACCUGCCAACGCUGGGAUUCCCAGAUGCCUCACUCUCACGGAUACUUCCCUGACCUCAUCCCAGAAAAGCACCUGGAGGAGAAUUACUGCAGGAACCCAGACGGCGAAACCCAACCCUGGUGUUUCACCACCAGCUCCUCCAAGCGCUGGGACUACUGCAGCAUCCCUCGCUGUGCCAAUGCCCCGCCCACCGUAGUAGAGGAGCGCAUGUGUGUCACGGGGGACGGACGUGAGUACAGGGGCACUGUUUCUGUGACGAAGUCUGGGAGGACGUGCCAGAUGUGGGACAGCCAGGUGCCACAUAAGCAUUCCUUAACUCCAGAGUACUACCCCUGCAAGGGCCUGACACUGAACUACUGCAGAAACCCUAACAACGAGAGAAUGCCGUGGUGCUACACCACAGACCCGAAUACCCGGUGGGAGCACUGCAAGGUCCCCAGCUGCGGAGAUGAGCCCAGUCCAACCCACGUGCCGGUCCUGCAGCCAGUCAAACCCAGCGUCCAUCCAGUGACGGACUGCUACAAGGACAAUGGGAUGUCUUAUCGUGGCAGCACAUCGGAGACAAUUGGCGGAAGGCAGUGCCAGGUUUGGAGUUCCACUUCCCCUCACUUUCACAAGAAGACGCCGGGGAAUUACCCAAAAGCAGACUUGACGAGUAACUUCUGCCGGAAUCCCGAUGGUGACAUCGCCCCCUGGUGCUACACCACCGACCCCUCUGUGAGGUGGGAAUACUGCAGGGUGGAGCGGUGUCCAGAGCAGCCGGUGGGGGGGACAGCUCUGAGGCCACGACAACCAAACCCAGAGGCGGGUGAAGGUGGGUACGUCGCCUUAGACUGCAAGGACGGCAACGGACACAGUUACAGGGGCCCCAUGUCUGUCACCUCCUCGGGAGUGACGUGCCAAGCCUGGAGUUCCGUCACUCCGCACCAGCACGCCGCUUUCACCCCAGAGACACAUCCAGACAAAGGCCUAGAGUCCAAUCAAUGCAGAAACCCGGACAACGACAGUAAAGGACCCUGGUGCUACACGAUGGACCCAAACAAGAAGUGGGAUUACUGCGACAUUCCAGACUGUGGGUCACAGUGAUCGGGAGCCCAGCCCUGGAUUUGUGCUGCUGAGGGACAAAGUGCCUGGAGGGGAAGCCUGUCCAUCAGAGAGCAGUCACACACCCACACACACACACACACACACACACACACACACACACAAAUACAGGUAUUAUAAUAUCUUUGUGGGGACUCUCCAUUCAAACUCUAAUCCCAACAUGAUGACCUUAACCCCUUCCCAGCCCUAACCUUCACCAUAAGUAAACUAAGAAAAUACGAGACUUUUGGCAUUUGCUUUUUUGAUUGCAUUCACGGAUCUUUGUGGGGACCUGAAAAAUGGUCCCCGCAAUGUCAAAAAACAGACCAUGGAAACUGGAGUCACAUUGGUCAUUAGUGGAACGUGACGUCACCCCCCCUCCAAGUGUCAAUUUGUCUUUUCUAGAUUUAAAUCUGCGUCACAUGAAUAGCAUGAUGCAGACUGUGCUCAUAAACCCAGCAUGAUUCAGCACAAACAUUGUGUUCCAUACACAAAUGUACUGUUCUGGUUUUUAAUAAACUUCGGGAAAUUA
Molecule: messenger RNA, 2353 nt
Organism: Brienomyrus brachyistius
Lineage: Eukaryota; Metazoa; Chordata; Actinopteri; Osteoglossiformes; Mormyridae
Product: plasminogen-like
Exons: 14
Coding region: 103-1824 (573 amino acids)
Biological process (GO): proteolysis
Cellular component (GO): extrinsic component of plasma membrane
Molecular function (GO): signaling receptor binding; endopeptidase activity
Source: RefSeq, a predicted model, not a curated record